This is a messenger RNA of Gekko japonicus, 1737 nucleotides long. It is a transcript of the gene MRPS7, whose product is annotated as mitochondrial ribosomal protein S7. Gene Ontology annotation, molecular function: rRNA binding; structural constituent of ribosome; mRNA binding. The transcript has 5 exons. The record is from RefSeq and is a predicted model, not a curated record. Gene Ontology annotation, cellular component: ribosome. Gene Ontology annotation, biological process: ribosomal small subunit assembly; translation. Lineage: Eukaryota; Metazoa; Chordata; Lepidosauria; Squamata; Gekkonidae. Bases 8 to 730 code for a protein of 240 amino acids.
ACUCAAAAUGGCUGCCCCCAUGAUGGAGAGGCUCGAGGUAGCGGGACAGAGGCUGUAUAGCAAUAGCAAAGUCUGGUUGCCUGGGCUGACCCAGAUCAGGUGGAGCCGAUACAGUCCCAUUUACCUUGAGCCAGAAAUAAACAAAGAAGCAUAUCGCAAGCCUCCAGAACAAUUAACAGAAGAGGAAAAGGCUGACAAAGAGCUCAAAACAGUCCAACCCAUAAAAGCUGCCCCUUCCAGUGUCACCAGUUCUGUGUUCUAUGAUCCACUGAUAAGCAAAUUCACUAGCAUGAUGAUGAUGGGAGGGAAUAAAACUCUGGCCCGAUCCCUCAUGAAUCAGACUUUAGAAACCAUUAAGAGGAAGCAGCUUGAGAAGUACCAUAAAUCCGAUGAGAAGGAGAGAGAAAACAUUGAGUGCAACCCUUACACUAUCUUCCAUCAGGCCCUGAAAAACUGCGAGCCUAUUAUUGGGUUGGUGAAUAUCCAGAAAGGAGGUCGAUCCUACCAGGUCCCUACCCCCCUGAAGGACAACCGGCGGCGCUUUCUGUCUAUGAAGUGGAUGAUCACUGAGUGCAGGGAAAACAAGGACAGUCAGACAUUUAUGCCUGAAAAGCUCUCCAGUGAGCUGCUGGAAGCCUUCCACAAUGAAGGCCCUAUAAUAAAGAAAAAGCAUGAGAUGCACAAAAUGGCAGAGGCUAAUCGGGCCUUUGCACAUUUUCGUUGGUGGUAGAAAACACACCGUCCUGGCAAACGCAAUGUAGGAUGACGGAGACUUCACCAGAAGGCAGGCAUUUCGUAGCAUGUCACCAGCCUGGGAGUGCUUCUUGGCUGACUCUCUUGAAACGACGUUUAAGAAAUCUCAAAGCAGAUUACUUAGUAACAUUUCAUAUUUUAGGAGUUUUUUUCUUGACUCUUACAAGGUGAAGUUAUUCCCAUUUCCUAGAUUACUGGAGUCUUCUGGAAACCUCCUCGUUUGAAGUAGAGCCAAACUAAUGGUAAUAAAGAUGUAAACCACAUUUUGAUAUCUCUGAUGAACAUUCUCCUUUCCUAUAAUACUUUUUUCCUGUUGGUUAGUUGACUGUGGUGUAUGUGUAAGAUAAAAUGAGUGAAAUUUGAUACCAUGCUUUAACGGAACUUGAGGAGAGAAAUCAAAGGAUUGCAAUUAACUUUCUGUCUCAAAAAGGAUGGGGAAAGGGAGAGUACCCAACAUUCAAAAUUAUACCCUUGGUUCCAGAUGACAAUAGCCUUUCUGGACCAUGAGUCAUGCAUAUCUGCAUUUCAUUACUUGAUUUCUUUACACCUCACGAUUGACAAUUGGAUGUGUCAGCAUGUGGCACUGCACUUGCAAUAAGGUGAGCAAAAAUGAAAGUUCUGUUUGAUGUACUAUUUAUGAUGGCUCACCCAUCACUUGAUGUGGCAAGCCAUCCAACUGCUGACCACCACAUAUGAACUGCACCUGUGGAAGGCUAACAAAUGGAAGUACCUCAGGUGCAGCUGUGUGUCCAUGCAGGCUGUAUUAGCUGAGGACCAGUACGGCCUAGUGGGUAGUGAUCUAUGGGGUUCACAUGGCAUAUCUGCUGUGUAAUGGCUAAUUGGUCUUAAUCUUAGCUCAACUAUUCUACCUGUAAAACAGGGACAAGAAUGACCAGUUGCAUAAACCAGUUUCAGAAAGAUAAAGAUUAUAUGAUUCAUCACACUGGAAGAGUUAUAUCAAUUAUAUAAAUAAAUUCCUAUUAU